AUGUCCCACAACCCGCAUAACUCCCUCACCCAGCACCCCGCCCCCAUCAACACCAACCCCAACAUGCAAUACGCCCAGCACGGCAUGCAGCAGCCCAUGAACCCUCCUCCGGGCUAUGGCAUGCAGCCCCAACAACACAUGCCUAUCCAACCUGGUAUGCAGGCCCAGUACCGUAACCCCGCCGUCGAGAUCGAAACAGCGAAUCGCAAUAAGGCGCAGCUCAUCGUCGGUAUCGAUUUCGGCACGACUUUCUCCGGUGUCGCGUUUGCCUUUGCGACCAAUAACGAGGCCCGAGAAGACAUUAUCACGGAAUGGCCCGGUGCCGGAACCCAUACGAAACAGAAGAUCCCUACCGUCCUCUAUUACGACCAGUACCAAAAAGUGGUUGGCUGGGGGCCAGAUAUCGCCGAUGCGCUUGCGCCUACGGGAUACCCGAAACAUGGGGUGCAGAAGGUCGAAUGGUUCAAGUUGCAAUUGAUGCUCUCCGGAAAUACCUACAUUGACCCCAUCAACUUGCCUCCGCUUCCUCCGGGCAAGUCAGAGAUCGAUGUGGCUGCCGACUAUCUAUUCAAGCUGCGACAGGCAAUGCGCGCACAGCUGCAGAAGACCCUGGGUGAGGUGUUUACUCGAGAGGAACGCAACAUCCGCUACUAUCUCACAGUGCCGGCCAUCUGGAACGAUGCUGGUAAGGCAGCUACUCGUGCUGCUGCCAUUCAGGCUGGUUUCUUGCGAGACGAGAACGACAACCGUUUGACCCUGGUUUCGGAACCUGAGGCGGCCGCUCUCUUCUGUGCCAAGACCGGUCUUUUGAACCUGAAGAUCGGAGACGCCAUUCUGAUCGUUGAUUGCGGUGGUGGUACGGUGGACUUGAUCGCCUAUGAGGUCGAGGAGGAGCAACCGUUCAGUGUGAUGGAAUGUACUGCUGGAUCUGGUGACUCGUGUGGUUCGACCGCGCUCAACCGGAACUUCAGCAAUAUCCUACGUGCCAAGAUUCGCAAGAUGAAGCUUCCCGACGGCUCGCGAACGGCAGGCAAGGUGUACGCCAAGUGUAUCAUGGAUUUCGAGAACCGUAUCAAGGCAGACUUCCGCAACAACGGACAAAAAUGGGCAGUGGAUGUCGGCAUUGAGGCUGACUUCCCCGAUGCGGGCAUUGAGGAGGGUUACAUGACUUUCACCAACGAGGAGAUCCUUCAGUGCUUUGAGCCCGUAGUGAACCGCAUUCUUGAGCUGGUGCGCAACCAGAUCAUCGCCAUCCAAGCACAGAACCGCUUGCUCCAGAACGUCCUGGUUGUGGGUGGUUUCGGUGCCUCCGAGUACCUCUUCCAGCAGAUCAAACUCCAUGUCCCUCCCCAAUAUCAAACCAAGGUCGUCCGACCCAUGGAUUCAGUGGCCGCCAUCGUCAAGGGUGCGGUCACGGCAGGUAUCACUGAGCGAGUGAUCACCCACCGUGUCGCCCGUCGACACUACCUAAUGGCCACUCUACAACCAUUUAAGGAGGGCUACCACCCCGAACAGUACCGGGUACCCAGUCUGGAUGGUCGGGACCGCUGCAAGUACACGCGUCAGAUCUUCGUGCAGAAGGGUGAGCGUGUCAAGAUCGGCGAGCCUGUUAAGGUCAGCUUCUUCCGUCAAGUGGCCCCCGGUGCUACUCUCAUGUAUGAGGACGUGCUGUAUGCUUGCGACGAGGACGUGUGCCCUGAAUACACCAAGGAUCCACGCAUCAAGGAGGUCGUCACCCUCACCUCAGAUCUCUCACGCAAGAACCUCGAGACCGAUUUCGAGCGCAUGGAUACACCUCAGGGUAUCUUCUACCGCGUGUACUUUGACAUCUAUCUCACUCUUGACGGCAGUGAAUUCAGUGCCGAGCUUGUCUGCCAAAAUGAGAUUAUGGGUCGCUGCCGGGCGAAGUUCCGGUAA
Penicillium cinerascens is the source of this 1917-nucleotide messenger RNA. RefSeq names its product Hsp70 family protein. The coding region runs from base 1 to 1917 and encodes 638 amino acids. Gene Ontology annotation, molecular function: ATP binding; ATP-dependent protein folding chaperone. Lineage: Eukaryota; Fungi; Ascomycota; Eurotiomycetes; Eurotiales; Aspergillaceae. The transcript is spliced from 3 exons. The record is from RefSeq and is a predicted model, not a curated record.